CAGGUGAAUGUAUGCUCUGUUGGCGAAUUGCUUCCAAUGGAACUAUCAGAUAUUCUCCUGCCAGAAUAUCCAGUGGUUAAGGGUUGCCGACCGAUUGACAAGUUACAACCAAAUCUAUACGAGGCUAUAAAGAACGAGGAUUUAGAGGAAUUUAGGAGAAUACUCAGCUCCCCAAGAGAAAGCAACGACCUUAACCGGCUGGACAGUUCUGGUAAAACUGUUUUGCAAGUAGCAGCAGAUCUGACAGAUGAGACCGUCAGAGAUGAGAUUAUCAAGGCACUACUGGUAAACGGGGCCAGCUUACAGCUUGCUUUGAUUAAUGCAGUACGCGAUGGUGAAAUCAGAAUAGUGAAAGUACUGCUUCAAUUUUGUAAUGGACAACCCCAAACAUCACCAGACAAAAUCCUUUCUGUCACAGGUCAUGGUGCCCAUGCAACACCACUUGCCCUAGCCGCGUGUUUGGAGAACUUUCAAAUUGUCAAACUUCUUCUUGAACAUGGGUUCACCAUUGGUGAUCCCAAAAAUGUCCCAUUGUCGACAGAAUUCAAUGAAGCGCCUUGCCUGAAGCUUGGUCCCGCCGUAUAUCGUUUAAAUAAAUACCGCGCACUGGCCAGCCACUCGUUUAUCGCGGCGUCUUUUCUGCAAGACGUGCAGCGUGGGUCAGAUCCAAUACUUCGAGCUUGUAGCCUGAGCAAGGAACUCCGUGACAUGGCCGAACAAGAAUACGAGUUUAAAAGUGAAUAUCUUAAACUUUCUGAUGGCUGUGAAGAGUUUGCUAUGUCGCUCCUCAACAAAUGCUGCACAAUGCAAGAGAUCAGAUGCAUUUUGGAAACGAAGAGUAAAAGCAAAAUGUUCUCUAAAUUGGAGGCGGAUUCGCUAAACGUGCUGGAAUUUGCCGUCCAUGCCAAAACGAAAAAGGUACGUUUUAAAGUAUUUCUUUAAUUUAGGGUUCUUAGACAAUAGCGUUUCUAAAAAUGAAUAGUACAUUUGUGUGAAGCACAAUUUGCAUGAAUGUCUAUUGUAAUGUCAAAACACCCCGGAUAAAAAGACGAGCGCUAUUUUGGCAUGACUUCAUUCGCAUUAUGUGUUUGCUGCUCAGGAGAUGAGGCAGGAGACUGCUUGCUUUAAGCCGAUACAAAUGUCUCGACGUUUGUCCGAAAGAUGCGAAAAAAAAAAUUGGGGAUAAAAAUUACCGAAUUUAAAGGGCGAACAGAGUUUUGACUGGACAAGUUUUAACCCAAAGGGUAAGUUAGUUUAAUUUGCUUCUUUCGGCUGAGUUGAUGAACUAAUUUAAAAUGGCCACCAGAAAGAGAUCCAAUAUCUGGCUCCCAGGUAGAUGAAGCUCACCCACAUACCCGAGCUACACUGGGCGAGCCAAUUUUCAUACAUUUCUUACAAAACGGUGGCGAACCGUUUACAAACAAAAAGUUGCCCCGGCUAGAAGGGUGAUCCCCUAACUGGGCCAACUUUUCCCAUAUAAAAACUUUGAAUCACUCAGCCGGCCGGUCAACUCCGUCAAGGAGAGGCGCUGUUGGCUCAGGCAAAGGUGUUAACAUCUCAGCGCGCCAGCGCUUCGUCGAUUUUCUCUGAAGAACUCGAAAAUCUAGCCAAUUGUUCGUAAUGCCUUGCCCAGCUUUUAAGCUGCAGUCCCUUGGCAGUGGCUAAUUUACUUUAUUAACUCGGUUGAUAAAACCAUUUGAUAUGUUUUAGUUUUGCAAAAGGAUAAAUCUCAGCUAUAUUAAUGUAAGUAGUUAAAUACUUGAUAAAAGGAAUAAUUUCCUUUUAAAAAGCUAUACUAACCACAGAGUUUUACCUUCCAGUUCGUCGCCCAUCCUUACAGUCAGCUUGUUUUAAAUUCAGAGGUCUACAAAAACAUGCCUUUCCAGGAGGUGAAAAGUCUUUGGAAGCAGUUGGUGUUGGCGUUACUGGCGUCUUUGCUGUACCCGUUGACUACCGUGAUUUGGUGUUUUUCUGAGAGCUUUUUUCCUGAACAUAAAGUGACCAGAAUUUUCCAUUCUCCUUUAAUGAAGGUUCUUAUGUACUUUGGAUUCUACCAAACAUUUCUGUUUCUGCUGGCUUUCACAUCAAGUACAAGUCACUUUCUGGGCAGCUACUCAUUCAGUGGUAAGAGACGUGGGAAGAGAAUAAUAUGAUUUAAUUGCACUGUGAAUGCCGAUUCAUCGCCCAAUGUAAGGGAAUCUAAGACAGCCUUGGAUUCUGGAUUCCAAGUACUAGAUUCCACUUUUUGUCGGUGGAACUUGGAUUCUGGAUUCCAGUCUUUAGUGGGAGGAUUCCGGAUUCCUUGAGCUGUAUUUCGGAUUUCACAAGCAAAGUUUUCUUCCGAAUUUUUUGGCACAAGCAAACAUUUCCCGGAAUCCGGAAUCGGGAUUCCCUUGCAUUGGGCGGGAUUCAAGACCUCACAUUACCUGUGUCUUCUUUUCACAGAUGUGUAUAUCCUUAUAUUUGUCAUCGGGCAAUUGGUAGACAUCAUCAAGGACAUUCUCCAAAAAGGAAGAGCCCGCUUCUGGUCUUACCAUUGGAACUACUUAAUCGUGGCCACAGUGGUGUUAUUCUGUCUCGGUCACAUCAUUUGGUGGAUUGGCUAUGCAACUCUUCCAGACGCAUUCCGGUCAAUGACGCUGGAGGACAAUGCCGUAAAACGCUCGUACACGAUCAUGUUGUCUUCCGAAAGCUUUAUAUCAUUGGGAAUCCUUUUUGCUUUUGUCCAAAAUUUCUCAUUUUUUCAAGUAAACGCCAGUGUUGGUCCUUUGCUCAGUGCAUUUUCACAGAUGCUUAUUGACGUGGGAAAGUUCUUUUUGUAUUUCGCUUUCAUUUUUGUGGCAUUUGCUGCUAGUUUCACAAAGAUUUAUAUUCAGUACAACGCGGCCAAACAAUACUUCGCACUGGGGGCAAUGGAGGAAAAUCCUCAAAAGCUGCAACGGUGCGUUUACUGAGCAUAACGACAUACUUAUUUCAAUUAAUCACAAUCCACUCUUGGGUUAUCUCAUGGCAAGGGCUUAUUAUUUUUUCUUGCUACUUCAGGUUGUAUGGCAGUGCAAACGUGAUCUUUUGGUCGCUUUUCGGCGAAAUUGACUUUGAGGAUUUUAGGAUUAAAGAAAAUGGCUACGGUGCCAUCUGGAGAACAGGCAUGACGUUAUUUGUCCUGUUUAACAUUGUAGCGGUUCUUGUGGCUCUUAACAUGCUGAUUGCGAUACUCAAUGAAUCCUACACACGAAUUUCAGUAAGUAAAGACUAGUUCUGCUUUCUUUAAAAUGCAAUCGUUGUGAGUUGUAUAUCAUUUUUCCUGUCGUGAUCAAUUAUUGAGGUUGAAAUUCGUGAAAUGGUUAUUCCAUUUAACAUGUUCAGUUGAAUUCUCUGGUGUUUAACCCAAUAAUGUGGAUAAGGCUGAGUUUGGUUACCUCGAGUGUACACGUUCUUACUUCUUUCACAACUUUUAUUAGAAACACUAGGGUUUUGUGAAAUGCUCUCUGCGAGACCUGGUGAACAUUUUGCCUGCCAUAGUGAACUGAGCACUGGGAUCCCGUCCAGAUAAACCGUUUUGGAUUUUCCUACUAUUGUGGGAUUAUGAGCUCUAACGAUGCUGGUCCUAACACUUUCCUAAGUAACACGUAGUAAAAUUUAGUGUGGGUUAUUUCUUUUAUGAUUUAUAGGAAAACUUGGAUACUGAAUGGAAGUUCAAGCGAACAAAAAUGUGGUUAAAUUGGAUUUACAAGAAAAGCGUUAUUCCGCCACCAUUAAGCAUCGUGUAUGUGCUGCUUCCAGGCUUCUGGGUUAUGAAACAUCUGUUCAAAGCUUGUUGUCCCGUAGCCAUCUUGGUAAGUAUUGAAAUAUAUUUAACAGUGUUCGGAUUUUCCACCCGUUCUACAUUUUGGGUUGAGGAGAGACUGCAAAUAGAAUUAAGCAAAUGGCACACCCAUGUCCUUACUUUCUUUAAGUCCGUAUCUACGAAGCCAAUCGGCCUCGUCAACCACCUAUAUAAGCCGCAAAAAACUGCAAGACCUGGACACACCUCAAUCGCCUUCGCACUGGAUGGGGGAGAUCGCUAUCCUCCCUCAAGAUGAUUGGCGCCGAAUGUCGAUAAAUGCCGGUGUCCCUACCUGCAUUUGCCCGUGCCCAGUCUUCACACCACCCAAUCGGCAGGGUAAUUUUGCAGAACGUCGAAGGACUCUGAGUUUAGCGACUAGGGUUAGGAAACCGAGCAAGUCAGGUUCCAUGUAAUGUCAUUAUACUCGCAAAACUGAGCUAAAGACCUGAAACUUGAUUGGUUCAUGAUCAGUUUCCUAACCCUAAUCACUAAAUUUCAAAGUAAUUUGACGUUCUGCAUUCUCCGAAAGGCGAAUGCAGAACGCCGAACGACUCUGAAGUUUAGUGAUUAGCGGUUAGGAGACUGAGUGAAUCAGGUUUUAUUUAGGGUCAUUAGACUGGAAAACUGACCUGAAACUUGAUUCACUCCGUUUCCUAACCGUAAUCACUAAACUUUAGAGUCAUAGAGCGUUCGGUAUUCUGCGUUCGGCGUUCUGCAAAAAUACCCCUGCCGACACCCAAUUUUUCAGGCGGCUUAGCUGCUCGUGUAGCCGAAACCACCGAAUGGCUAGAGGAUGCCGACAUCCUAGUCUGAACCUCACCGUAGCUGAUGGAAGUUAAAUUCUUUGACGUUGUUCAGUAGGGUACCUAAAAUUCGUGAAAUUCUACACUAGGCUUCGGCUCCGUUAUUUUCUAUGCCUACUGGACAACAUGUUAGUAGAAACCAGUUACGAAGAGAGGACAGUUUCUCACAAGACAUAUCAAUAAGAAAACUGACGCAGAAAAGUAGUAAUACAUUACAGUACAAAGUAGGUAAGCAACGGCAGGGGAGCUUAGCUACAAUCGGUGACAAAAUUGAAGAGACACUGUACUCAAAUAAGGUACUUUCUGCACCUCUCACCUCCCCGGCCCCUUCUUUCAAAGUUAAGAUUUUUGUACAGGCUUCCUUUUCCCCACUUGAAGUGGUCAAAACGCCACAAGGGUAAAGGGCCUUAACUGAUUUUGUCGACUAUUGUGUGGCUGAAACUCUUUGAGUGAGAUUUUCAGUUGAUCAUUACAAAGUAUAGUGCCACUUUUGUGGAUGCUAAUAGGCAGCUCUAUACAACAGCCAUCUCUCCACGCAUUGGCUACAAAUUGUGCGGUCCCUUCGGAGUACUUCCUAUAAUGGCCUAUGAAAGGAAGCUUCGCUUCUAAAGGGCACCUUUAAUUAUAUUUAAUUAUAAAAUUUGUGUUAAGAAAUUCACGAGGGUCAUAAAUUUAAGCACUUCUAACACACGCAUUUUGUGACUUUGUUUUUUUUUAAUAUAGCAAACGCUAUAUAUGAUAAAGACAAGAAGACUGAGAUCUCCAGUUUUUUGAAAAAAAAAAAAACGUUUUUCAGCAGCCCGGAGUUUGCCCGGAACAUCAGCCCAUACAUUGAAUGCAACACCAUUUCGCUGAGGUCAAUUAACACAGCAGUGACAGUAGAUAGAAAACUCCAGAAAUUCCUGGACGUAAUCUACAAACAGAAGUUAGUAGUGAAUUUUUUAGAGCGUUAUACUCAGAUUCACGAAGUAGAUAUUGAAGAUUUGUACAUCCUUGAAUGAGUUUAUUGGAGAUCUUGAGACUCACCUCCAAAACUGAAAUGCAUGGCCACCCAAAAUAUCACUAGCGGUCGUCCAAUUGGACAAGGUAUUUACGCCUAUCUUACCAGUGGGAACUGUUUUAUUUAUUUUUUUUCUGUAACUGCAGGUGUUUUUGGAAAAGUUGUUUAAGAGAAAGCCUGUCAAUAGGACUGUUUCAAAAGAGGAAAGGAUUUGCGAGCAGGAGGUAAAGAAAGCUUAAAUUUUCGCCCGUCCUCACGAAACGCCAAAACGGUGGAAAUAUGAUAGCAUCCCUUGCAGGUCAUGCCCUGUAUGAUGUAUAACAUCAUCGCAUUCCAAAACCUCACUUUUUGUCCGUCCACAUCACAUAAAAUCGACAAGCAGGCGUUUUCAUACACACACCACUCUAUUUCGAAAACGUAAGUUUUUGGUGCUCAAAAACGUCGUUUAGUGUGGACGCGAGACUGAAACGAAGAUAAAAAUAUCCAUUUUCAAAAAUAUCUGGAUACGUGUGGACAGGGUCUUAGGAUGGAUUUCUAAUUUAUUUACGCGCGUACAACGUAUGAAAAGUUGAGCGAGGUUACACUUCAUAUAUUGCCUCUAUUUUUUUACGCGCAUAAAAUUUACGUGCUUACACACGUGAAAUCCACCUUAAAAUUUUACGUGGGUAAAUAAAUUAGAGGCAAGUUAUAAAAGGUCGCGGUAAACGUAAAAGUUGAACCUCGCUCAGCUUUUACGUUUAGCUCCACCUUCUAUAAAUUGCCUCUGUUUUAUUUACAGGCGUAAAUUUUACGUGAGUACGCAUGUAAAAAAAUUGCAACAGGGGAAAUCCACCGUUAAACGCAAUGUUAUUUUCGUCUGAAAGUCAUACACAUUAAAAGUCUGAAAUCAAUGCUGACUGAGUGCAAGUUUAAUCUGGCAAUCAUCACCAUAGCCGCAUACAGUUUUCAUUUUUUUGUUUUCUCAGAGACGAGAGGUGAUUCGCCAUCUUGUCUUGAGGUAUCUGGCUAAGAGAUCGUGUUAUUCCGCGGUCAGUAGUUCAGAGGAGAAGUCAAACAACGAGGCAAUGGCGGACACUGAAGAACCAAUUCUGGAGACUUGCCAAUCAAACGACACAGGAACCAUAAUAGAAACUGGCGUGUAG
This is a messenger RNA of Porites evermanni, 6771 nucleotides long. Lineage: Eukaryota; Metazoa; Cnidaria; Anthozoa; Scleractinia; Poritidae. The record is from the annotation of a GenBank genome assembly.